Messenger RNA from Podospora anserina S mat+, 891 nucleotides. RefSeq lists its product as uncharacterized. The record is from RefSeq and is a predicted model, not a curated record. Gene Ontology annotation, cellular component: peroxisome; mitochondrion. Gene Ontology annotation, biological process: glutathione metabolic process. The annotation marks the transcript as partial. Lineage: Eukaryota; Fungi; Ascomycota; Sordariomycetes; Sordariales; Podosporaceae. Gene Ontology annotation, molecular function: glutathione peroxidase activity; glutathione transferase activity. The transcript has 3 exons.
CUCACUUCCAACCAAAGACGAAUGUGGAGGACCAUGCAUAAUGUGGAGGCACGGAGGAAGGUUUUUUUUCAUACCCUUCCGUAUGUUGGCGGCCGCAAAGAGAACUGUAAAAUCGACUGCUACCUUGACAUAGCUUCAUUAUACUCCUACCUCGCAUACCUAGACCUCCUCCGCAACCGCCCCAUCCUCGCCUCCCACGGUGUAACCGUCGAAUUCCACCCAACCUUCCUCGGCGCCCUCAACCAAGCAACAGGCAACAAACCCCCCUGGACCCUCCCCGCCAAAGCCGCCCACGGCCCCUUCGACGCAGCCCGCUCCAUCGCCCGCCAGGGCACCUACCCCAAUGGCAGUCCCCUCAACAUCACCUUCCCGGAAAACCUCUUUAUAAACGGGAAAACCAUCCUUCCCCUUCGUGCCCUGCACUGCAUCAAGUCCAAGUUUCCCCCAGAAACCCUCGACCAAACCCUCCUCUACCUCUUCCACAUCUUUUGGUCACCUCCCAAUCUCAAUCUUACUGUCCCUGAAAACCUCAAGUCAACGCUGUUGGCUGUGCCGGAGGGGUUCUCCGGUCCUACGGCGAAUGAUGACAAGAAGAAGAAGUUGUUUAGUGCGGAGCAGGUGGAGGAGAUUAUGAAGGGGGCUCAAGCAGAGGAGUUUAAAGGGAAGCUGAAGAAGACGACUGACGAGGCGUUGGAGAGGGGGGCUUUUGGGGCGCCGUGGAUAUGGGCUACGAAUGACAAAGGGGAGGGGGAACCCUUUUUUGGGAGUGAUAGGUUCCAUUUUGUUUACAAGCAUUUGGGGUUGCCGUAUAGGGAUGUGGAGGUUUUGGCUAAUGGGGAUGAUCCGAAGUGGGGGAAGCUUUGGAGGAAGGAGAAUGGGGCGAAGUUGUAG